AUGGCUAUCUGGUCUUCGGUUCUAUAUAAGUCAGAAAGAAAUAUUGUUCUUCUGCAGCUAGGCACGCGCCGGUGUCGCAUAGACUGUUGUAUCGUCCUGAGUAAAAGGCUUUUUCAUAUGGCCAGCCUCGAGUCGAAAAGUUAUGGCUCUCCAAACACAUGUAAGGGCUUUGGAUGUACCGACUCUCACAUUCAGCACUCUGUUCAUAAGCCACAACAAGCACAUCUAAAUAGCCGAAGUGGCCAUGACUACCGCCAUCAACCUUCUCAAAUCCUCAUUAACAAGUUGAACGAGCUAUUUGAUUUCCGGCACUUCCAGGGUCUUCGCGCAGAUCUGGAAAACCUUCCGAAGGAUAGCGCCAAAGAGGACUAUACGUACUUGACGCCGACAAGCGAUAUGGAUAGCAAUAGCUACUUUGCGCCACUUGAUUUGCAUGAAAGUGAGAGUAGAUAUACUGUGAGAGUAAACGACGAGCUUGGCAAUCACAGCGGAAGUAACCACACAUCAAUUCAAUCAGAUACAUAUCGGCCGCUUUCUCUGAAUAACGAAAAUCGACUGUUUUUGCACGACCUUAUUUCAGGCGACAUAUACGAAGAAGAAUAG
This is a messenger RNA of Lachancea nothofagi CBS 11611, 603 nucleotides long. The record is from the annotation of a GenBank genome assembly. Lineage: Eukaryota; Fungi; Ascomycota; Saccharomycetes; Saccharomycetales; Saccharomycetaceae.